GAUGACUGGAAGCCUAGCAUCGCUUUUGUUGUUGGGACUAAAAUUGAGGAUGAAAUCCACACCAAGGCCCUGUCUCUUGCUGUGAAGGUGCCACAGCGGAAGCUCUUCAGUGUGAUAACCUAUGAUGACAUUUUCAGACAGAUCAGAGAAUCUGGGAAUCAAAAGGGAAAAAAAGUUAAGGAUGUGCCUUUGUACUAUGAGGUGAUAGAAAUAGCCAAAGCCAUUCUGGAUAGUGGUGAAGAAAUUCCUGUAACACUAACUGGAAAGCUGUUGAAAUUUCAACUGCUUUAUCUCAAGCAGAAGGACCUUCAGAGAAGAGAAGCUGAAAAGAAGGCAGAAGAAGAGCGACAAAAGGAAGGAAGGAAAGAGAAAGCUGAAUCUCCUGGCAAGAAGAACCUCCCUAGCGCCAAGACAGCUGGGAAAGAAAAGAAAGGAAAAAAGACAGAAACAGGCGCUCUAGGACCAGGCACUGUUAAAAAGGGCACCAAACUGAAGCGGCGGGGAGAAGUGGAAGAGGAAAACAAAUACAUUGAUGAUGAACCAGAUGAUGGUGCCCAUCAUUACUUUAUAAUUUUGGAUUUCCACAACCUUCAGCUGUUGCCGGUGAUGUCUGAACUUGGGAUUAACAUUUCAAGUGUAAUUAGAAUUUCUUCUGAGAAUUAUGAGCCAUUGGAGACAUACUUGGAAGCAACUGAACUUCAUAAAGAAUCUUUAGUUUCACCUCAAGUUGCAGAAGCAGAGAAAAGAAAGAAAGAUGAAGACCUGGAAACAUUUUGGAAAUACCUGGAGCCUGUUCUGAACAGUGGAAAGCAUGGAUCAAGUCUCUUUGAUGUUGCCAGACUUCAUCACCUAGUUAAGGAAAGUGCCUUUCCCCCUGAUUGGUCUGACAGAGAAAUGCUGCUUGCAUUUGGCACUGCACUAUUUGAAAGCAUUGCUUGUUUAAUGUAUGACUGCCUGGACUGGAGAAGACAGCAUCGUAACUACUUGGAAAACACCAAGUUUAUAAAUGUUCCCACCUUAUCAGAGAGCAAAUCGACACAACCAUCUGUACGACCAUCAUCACAGAUUACACUUUCAAAGAAAAAAGGGCAAGCAGAAGAAAUUCUACCAACCGUAAUUUUGUCACAGGAGGAAGAAGAUUCUUCUUUCAUGACUUCCGUGGACAUGAGGUAUUACAAUGACUUGCUGAGUGAGGUUCCCGAGGAAUAUUUUUCUAUACCCUUAAUGCUGAGCUGCAUGUUGGAUCAGGUUAUUGCAAGUGAAGAAGACCUUACACCACCUAGUCUGAUGGUGCCAGAACCCCGGGCAGAUGGGCUGCAUCAUACCAUUGCAGAUCAUAUAGCCUCUGUCCUUCCUUCUCUUUCACUUUCGGAGAGUGAAAGAAAGAAUCUGUAUGAGUACUUUUCUCCUAAAUACAGUGAAGAGAAGACUGUCACCCCCACAUACCCUAUCUUAUUUAACUACCAUGAUACCCUGGCUCAGCGAUUGCACCUGCUGAAGGUCAAGGAGAACUUGAAUCCAGAAAAGAUUGAGCAUGAAAUGAUGGAUAAACUGCCUCUUACAGAACUUAUCCAUUUCACCCUUCCUUCAACUGAAAACAGUGCUAAACGCUUGGCCAGAGUUCAUGAGCUCAUGCAUUAUUGUACCAAUGAACUUCUGAGUCGGGCUGAAGUAGAAAGAGCCUUCAGGGUGUUUACUUUUGAAAGCCUGAGGCUGACUGAGCUGAGUGACUCUGGUCUCCUGGAGAGCUCUGGAUCUAUGGUUGGAGGUGAUUCUGAAGUGUCUUGUGUCCCUUGGAAUAAUCCAGUCAGGUUUGCAAGACAGCUGAGACAACUCUUCCGUAUGGAAAAGAAGCUUAAUGGGAAAUCCCCAAGAGGCUCUGGACGUACCGAAACAAAUGGCAGAGAUGAAAGAGAUGGUCUGACUGAUCCAGUUUCAAAUGAAGAAUUGGAUCUUCUUUUUCCUCAUAUGGCAAGUGUGAGCAAUGGAGUGAGUCCUGAAAAUUAUGGCCUAGGACCAAACUUGGAAGAAAUAAGAAAGACUCAGAGGCGUUGUUUGACAGAUUGGAAUUUUGCUGAGCAUUUUCAACCCCGUGUUCUUCUUCAGGUUCUUCAUACUGCAUCGCAAGAAUUCAGAUGUAUUGAUUCCUUUUAUCAUACCCAAGAUAACUCUCUGCUAAUGGUUCUUCACAAUCCUAUGAAUCAGUAUCGGUUGUGCCAAGAGACUUGGGAUGUUGCAUUGCACUCUGAUGUUGGAUUCAGGAACUAUCUCGAGCUGGUGGCCGACUCAAUUGAAGACUGGGUGAAAGACGAAGAAGUCAAAUACCAAGAAGAAAAGAUGGCUAAGGAAAUGGAGUCUCUUAAACUGGAAAAAGCCAUGGCAGAAGGACCUCCUGAGUUGUCUGCACAUGCUGUAAAAAAAAAUGGCUUCCCUGAGAAAGCCAAAAGCAGUGCAUCAGGACCUGGGAGCAUAACAGAGACUGGUCCAGGAUCUCAGUGCAACAAUGAAAAAAGUGCUUUUGUCAGAGAGGGUUCUCUAAAG
This is a messenger RNA of Apaloderma vittatum (bar-tailed trogon), 2541 nucleotides long. RefSeq names its product sperm associated antigen 17 (gene SPAG17). Lineage: Eukaryota; Metazoa; Chordata; Aves; Trogoniformes; Trogonidae. Gene Ontology annotation, biological process: axonemal central apparatus assembly; epithelial cilium movement involved in extracellular fluid movement. The annotation marks the transcript as partial. Gene Ontology annotation, cellular component: axonemal central apparatus. The record is from RefSeq and is a predicted model, not a curated record. The transcript is spliced from 18 exons.